AUGGUUUUAACAACUACAACAAUCGAAGAUAUUCUGAAUGAAUCUGAUGCUGGUGUUCAUUCAGAAUGUGGCAAAUUAGAUAUUGUCCUUAUGCAUCGACCAGGUGGAGAACUUCUUCGAUUAACAAACGAUAAUCUUCAUGUUCUUCUUUUUGAUGCUAUUCCUGAUAUUAAUCAAACACAUCAUUCUCAUGAUAUUUAUUCACAAUAUUUACGUGAUCAUGGAGUACACGUACUUUAUUUAACAGAUCUUCUUCGUGAAACACUUAUUUCAAGUAUUCAAGCACGUUCUCAAGUGAUUGAUGGUAUUCUUACUCAUUCUCAUCUCAAUCACAAAAAUCAAGAACAAUCUUUAUUAGCACUUCAACAAUGGUUACUUCAUCGAACACCUGAACAAUUAACUGAAGAUAUUUCUGUUGGUGUUGCUUAUUCACGAGAUGAAUUAGGUACAUCUGCUAAUGCUCAAAUUCUUCUUACAACAAAUGAUUUAAUGAAUGAAUAUCUCAUUCCACCAUUACCUAAUCUUUUAUUUACGCGUGAUUCAUUUUCAAUUAUUGAUAAUCAUGUUUUUAUUUGGCAAAUGAAUAAACCAGCAAGACAAAACGAGUCUCUUCUAUUACAGGCUAUUUUUCAAUAUCAUCCACAUUUAUCAAAUUGUGGAUUAGAAAUUAUUGAAUGGAGAGAACAUAUUGAUGAAAAUCAUACCGAAAUUCCAACAGUCGAAGGUGGUGAUAUUGCUUAUCUUGGUGAUGGUAUCCUACUUAUUGGUUGUGGUGAAAGAACAAAUCGACUUGGCAUUGAAGCACUUAGUCGAACAGGUAUUUUUCAUCAAAUUAUUGUUAUUAUGAUACCUCCUCAACGAUCUUACAUGCAUUUGGAUACAGUUCUUAGUUCAGUUGGUAAAAAUGCAUUUACAUUACAUGGUCUAUUAGCUGAAAUUAUGGAAGUAUAUACUAUAGAAAAUCAAUAUGAUCAUCAAAAUACAUAUUUCGAACCAGAAUGGAUAUCACAUGGUUGUGAUGUUCGUCAAGCACUUCGAAACAUUCUCAAUAAUCCAAAUUUAAUAUUUUAUGAUGCGAAAGAUGAACAAACAUCAAUUGAUGAACAAGCACAUGACCGAUUUAAUGUUCUUGCUAUUGAUGAUAAUCAUGUUGCUACUUAUGCUGGUGGUGAUGCUAAAAAUGGUCUUGUCACUUGUAUGACUCAAAAUAAUAUGUGUCGAGUAGGUCUCAUACCUGUUGAAGGUUUAUUAGAAGGUGGUGGUGGUGCUCAUUGUAUGACAAAUGCUAUUCGGCGAAGAACAAUAUAA
Adineta steineri is the source of this 1308-nucleotide messenger RNA. NCBI's taxonomy places the organism in Eukaryota, Metazoa, Rotifera, Eurotatoria, Adinetida, Adinetidae. The record is from the annotation of a GenBank genome assembly.